CACACACACACACACACACACACACACACACACACACACACUUACACACAUGCACGACCCCCUUAACUGCCCAAACACAUUCAGUCAAAAACCCCAUAUGUUGAUUAGGUUGUUAUUGUUGCCUUCACAAAAGCUACCAUCUCUUGUCCCUUUGCUUGUCGUCCAAAGAUGUGAAGUCCGCGUCCCUCCGCCUCUCAGACACAUUUCCCAUUAGUAUUGACCCAGAGAGCUUGCAAUCAGAGAAGGUGUGUAACUAAAUCCCCAGCAUUGGCAAGUAAGGGGAGCUGCACUCAGGCAACUACCCCAAAGGCAUGGGGAGUGCUCUGGUUACCUGCAGCUCUCUGUGUGUGUGUGUGUGUGUGUGUGUGUGUGUGUGUGUGUGUGUGUGUGUGUGUGUGUGUGUGUGUGUGUGUGUGCGUGUGUGUGUGUGUGUGCGCGCAAGCAUUGUUUCUACCUACCUGUCUUUAUGUGUCACAGAAAGAGGUGAAGUGCAGAGCUCACAAUAAAGCACAGAGGCAGAGAAAGGUAGGAUUAUAUACAUUGCAGGUUAGAGAAAGGCACUGAGAGAGAAGGAGAGGAUGGGAGGAAAAAGCGACAGGGAGAGGCUUAAGAUUACAGAGGCGAGCUCUCUUUGUUGCCGAGUUCAGUUGUGAUGGGCGGCUAGUGUUAAGGGAAAGAGUGAAGGAGCCCUUCAAUGCGCUACCAUAAAAUUUGCAGGACCGCUGAGGAUGUUCUUCUCCACUGAUCAAACUUUUGUCAGAUGAACGAGGAAGCUGGACUUCAAGGAAGGUGAAGCAGAAGGUCAGACAAUUCGCUGGGAUCCAAAGAACGUAGGCAAACAAAACCCCAGAGAAGUCUAGUCUGGGGGGGACCAAGUGAUUAAGCCUUCAGGGUGAAUAACAAGUCAAGCAAGAGCAGGCGUAAGGCUGGACAGGAGAGCACUGUUCAACAGAAGAGAGGCAGAGGGAGAGGGUCGGCUGCAGAAGUGGAGAUAAGCAGUGAAAAACAAAAUUAGUCUACAGUGCAAGAGAGCUUGACACCGGACGACUGAAGGGAGAUCAAGGUUCCUCCUUCUAACCUGAUUAAGGAGAAGAGAGGUCUGGGAGACCCGAUCAACAGAACUCAAGAGCCGGCCAGAGAAGGAGAGGGGAGAGAGAGAGAAUUACAACAGGGCGCAUGUUGAAAGAAGCCUCUUAAGUCUGGGAGCUGGAAUUAGAGCCACAGAAACUGCAGAGGGGAAGCCACAAAACCACAGUAAAAAUGCCUGCGAACGGGAACCGCCCCUUGAAGUUGCAGUUUGGUCUCGUCAACCACGAGGGUCGCUAUCUCACUGCUGAGAGCUUUGGCUUCAAGGUGAAUGCCUCAGCUCCCAGCCUAAAGAAGAAGCAGAUUUGGACUCUAGAGCAGGACUCCCAGGACACCCAGGUAGUCUACUUGCGCAGCCACCUGGGGCGCUACCUGGCCUCUGACAAGGACGGCAAGGUCACCUGUGAGGCCGAUGGCCACAACUCGGACUGCCGUUUCCUCAUUGUGGCUCAGUCCGAUGGUCGGUGGGCGCUGCAGUCUGAGCAGCACCUCCGCUUCUUCGGCGGCUCGAGGGACUACCUGUCCUGCUUUGCCCAGAUAAUCACAGAUGCUGAGCUGUGGGCAGUGCACCUGGCUCUACAUCCGCAGGCCAACCUGCUGUCUGUGGCCCGCAAGCGCUAUGCCCGCCUCUCCGCAGAGGACGGGGAGAUCGCUGUGGAUUUGAACAUUCCCUGGGGCGUGGCAGCGCUCCUCACCCUCGUCUACCUGGAUGGGAAGUACUGCCUAAAGACGUGCGACAGCCGCUUCCUCAGCAAUGAUGGGAAGCUCUUGACACAGAGUGGGAGGGCCACAGCGUACACCCUAGAGCUGAAGUGUGGGAAGCUGGCCUUUAAAGACUGUGAGGGGAAGUAUUUGUCUCCAAUGGGGCCUACGGGCACCUUAAGGUCUGGACGCUGCUCCAAGCCGGGCAAAGAUGAACUGUUUGACCUGGAGGAGAGCCACCCACAGGUGGUUUUGAUGGCAGCCAAUGGGCGAUAUGUCUCCAUAAGACAAGGAGUCAGCCUCGCAGCCAAUCAGGAAGAUGAGACAGACAUGGAGACGUUUCAGAUGGAGAUUGACAAGGAAACCAGGAAGUGCACGUUUCGCACCAGCCAAGGGAACUGUUGGGCCCUGGUGGCUCACGGAGGCAUCCAGAGUACUGCAACUGAAGAGUCAGCCAACACCAUGUUUGCAGUGGAGUGGCUCGGCCACAAGGUGGCAAUAAAAGCUAACAAUGGAAAAUACAUCUGCAUUAAGAAGAAUGGCCAACUGCUCGCUGUCAGUGACUUCGCAGGUGAGGAUGAGCUGCUCACUCUGAAACUGAUCAACCGACCCAUGCUGAUCUUGAGGGGGGAGAACGGCUUCAUCUGCCACCACAGGAACUCCAACACGCUGGAUGCCAGCAGAUCGGUCUAUGACAUUUUCACCCUUCAGUUCAGCGAAGGGGCCUACCACGUUAGAGGUGUGGAUGGUCAGUUCUGGUAUGUGAACAGCGCCGGGCUGGUUUGCUCGGACGGCGAGGCCCCCGAGGAUUUCACCCUGGAGCUCCUUGAGCACGGUCGCCUGGCCAUCCGUGGCAAGAAUGGCAAAUACCUGCGUGGAGACCAAGGGGGCACGCUGAAGGCCGACGGACUCAGCCUGAGCAGCUCAGCUCUGUGGGAGUAUUAACGCAGUCAGUCCAAUACUGGUUCAAACCUGAGGCCCAACUCUGAUGCUUGAGGAGAUCCGCCAUUCAUCACCACCGUAGUAUUUUGAACUUAACUUGAGUUAAACUUAGUGGCAUUUAAUUCCGUUUUUUUCCCUCGUUCCUGCUGCAAAGAGGAAGCAGCAGGUAUAAGCGGGAUGAAGCACUCACCGUGGAUAAUCAGCCAAGAGACGUCUUGAUGUGGUGAACCAUGUUCUGAGAAGGGGCUGCAUCUCAAAACACAAUUGGUGUGACUGAACAUUAGAGUUUUUCUGUCCUCCCUCUGGGUUUUUUGUUGCCCAGUAAACAUUUGCUGCAAGAUCAAAUGAAUGUCUGAAACGAGACCUUUAGAUUUCAGAGAUUUGAAAACAAGCAUCAGUGUGACGAACAACUAGCCUUCCUUCCACUCCUCCAGGGCUUUACGUCCCUGACAACAAGGCAACAAAGUUGCAGCACAUGGUGACACCGAUCCAGUCUAGUCUAACAGGUACAAGUACAGUGGCUCAGGGUGUCAUUUGAGACAGACGUCAUCUUUUUUUGUCGGUCUGAGGUUGUUGUUCAACAGACGAGAAUGAAUUGGUUUCUAGUAUUCACCUUAACUAACAGUAACUAAGACUAGUGCACAUGUUAGCGGCAGUAAUUGGAUCAUUCCAGUCUCAAACUGCAAGUAAAUGGAUUUUAUUAAUUUCCUUUUUUUAUUUGUCCCUCUGUUAUGUUCCUAGUUUCCUCUUC
Molecule: messenger RNA, 3481 nt
Organism: Scophthalmus maximus (turbot)
Lineage: Eukaryota; Metazoa; Chordata; Actinopteri; Pleuronectiformes; Scophthalmidae
Gene: fscn2b
Product: fascin actin-bundling protein 2b, retinal
Exons: 7
Coding region: 1261-2733 (490 amino acids)
Biological process (GO): actin filament bundle assembly; establishment or maintenance of cell polarity; cell migration
Cellular component (GO): actin cytoskeleton; cytoplasm
Molecular function (GO): protein-macromolecule adaptor activity; actin filament binding
Source: RefSeq, a predicted model, not a curated record